Molecule: messenger RNA, 5983 nt
Organism: Polyodon spathula (Mississippi paddlefish)
Lineage: Eukaryota; Metazoa; Chordata; Actinopteri; Acipenseriformes; Polyodontidae
Product: rho GTPase-activating protein SYDE2-like
Exons: 7
Coding region: 172-5232 (1686 amino acids)
Biological process (GO): signal transduction
Source: RefSeq, a predicted model, not a curated record
GAGAGAGAGUCGCAGACGCUGAAAGAAAGCUGCAGAGCCAGAGCCAGACUUGGAGAAUGGAGAGGUGCACAGAGAAUCAGGGAACUUUGAUAGGGAGAAACGUCAUCCAAACCGCUUUCAACUCGCCAGAGAGCAACCACUAAAACUGGAAAAACACAGGGUCGAAAAGGGAUGGCCGAUCCUCUGCGGAGGACAUUACUAGCAAAACUUCGGGGGAAGAAAUCCAAGAAAGGGACGACAGCUGGGACAUUCAGCGUUGCUGCUGCUGCUAAUGGUGGUAAUCGUGAAGGUAAAGAAAAAGUUUUGCAGCUGCAGCAGGGAGACGAGCAACAAGAGCAGGCUAGGGUGUUCAGCAGUGCUGGAGGUGUGAGUGUGGUGCAAAACACGAUGUGGGUUAAAGAUAGUUGCUUAAAUGGGGAUUUUGAUGUUAAGAGGGAGGUCGGUUUGUUACGUGAGAGCGUGGUUGUUGGGACUGCAUUUUCACAUUGCGAGACUCUGGUGCACCCGAUAAACAGACGAGGGAAUGUACACAGCAGCGAGGAGUUUCACUUUAGCGCUCGGGUUAAUGAACAACUCUUGGGGGUUUCCUUAAGAGAUGCCCAAGCAAACGGUAGCCAAGCAGGCACAUUGCGAAAUUUUAAUGAGCAAGAUCCCAGUUUCAUGAGACUAGCGAUACCGGGGUCAUUGGACAGACCCGAGGGACAGAAACAAAUUCCCCGACAGUAUUCCGGAGACUCGAUUGGAUUUGGGAUUUGUGAAAAUCGCGCUUUACCAGGAAGGGCUUCUUCAGAUGCGGUGACAGCUAUUGCUAGUACGAGUUUGACAGGUGGUCAGUAUCUUGUUUCUGAGAAUAAAAAUAUGGGUAAUGAAAAAGAUCACGUGACUCGCGGGGACGAGACUGAUUUUCCCCAGCAAUCUGACUACGAUUUUGGAUUCAUGGGGAAUUGUAUUAAGAGAACAGAGCCAAACUUCUCUGCUGAUUGUAACAUAAACCACGAAACAGAUGUGCAAGUGAAUGGGACACAAAUGUACCGCUUUGCCGCACCAACUCAGUGCUUGCGACUUGCCACCGGUACAUUGGAAGAGAGCUCGUUGAUCAAAAACACAGGACGUUAUGUUAGUGGCUUGACAUGUUCCAGAGAAUACAGUGCCGUUAAUUUGCGAAAUCCAGCGUUUUUCCCAAUUGAUUUAGAGAAUUUAGUCCCUAGCCUUGCUUGCCAGAACUGCACAAGUUUAGAAUCAAGAGAGGGAAUCCAGCGCCACAAUUCAAUAGACAGUGAAGGUGAUGAUUAUUAUGAUAACGAAACCCUGCCGUGCUAUGAGCCUGACAUUAAAAACUAUCAAAUAAAUAACAAUAAUAAUAAUACCUCGAAGGAUACACCAAUUUCCAGUUUAGUCACCUGUGAAACUGUUGACGGUUUCGGUAAAGGUGCAAAUGACAGUGCAGAGGAGACAGACAGGCUCAGGACUCAGCUUAACGAAGCAUAUUAUUUGCUUAUAAACGCAAUGCAAGACACAAGCAUCGACAACCAGCCAGGUAGCAAUAGGUUUUGUGAUGACCUGAGCACGCCGAGUUGUCAUUCACAAGAUAGUGUUUGCACACACUCUUCUGUCAGGGCUUUAGAUAGUGAUGCAUGGUCUUCUGGAGACAGUCCUCCAAAUGUAUCCGAUACCGAUUCUUUGCAUGUGAAUCACACAGAAAUCUGCAACGCCUCUGCUAAACGGAAAGUAGUCAGCAAAAGCGUUGAAAACAUAUCGGUUGUUGCAACAAGGCCACCCUUAUUGCAGAGGACAGUUAGUGCUGGAGAUAUCAAAUACGCCGCAGAGCAUGCUUUAGGUAGCACACGUGUUUUAAAAAACAAUUCCUGCCAGGUUUCCAAUGAUACACAAGAUGGUGAAACUGAAAUGCAUGACCUGGUUCCAGAAACCAGCUACGCUAAGCGCCUGUCCUCUUAUGAUGGCAUAAGUAGCGAUGAUUUAUUGCAAGCCUACAGGGACAACGUUUUGCUGAAUGAGAGCAAUGGUUCUGUGACUAGUUCCACAGGCUCAAGCGAUACAGUUGAAGCCAUGGGCAGCAAAAUAGCCGAUUGUAACGAAGGUCAGGUGAAUUCUGCAAAGCCACUCGGGGUGACGGUCAACAAGAUGCAGCAGUGGAUGCACAAAGGCCGCUUACUCUCCUCAGAAAUGAAACAGCGCAUCUCCGGCUCUUCUCUUCGGGGCAGAGGGUCUUCGAGGUCGCUCCGAGGUCAGGCUGUCAAGAAAGAAAAAGUUUCAAAGACGUCACCCGACCCUCCGUCAUCGGGAGGGCAAGGAAGCAUCCCUGGCUCUAGCAGCCAGACAAUCCUGCAGACAGACCUGAUUGAGAAUGUACGCAGCUCGAGCGUGGGCCACUGGGAUCGAAGAGUGAUCAGGUAUAACGAGGCCAACGAGCCCAGCCCCCCUGUCAACAGCAUCACCGUGUCGAAGAAGCGCAACUGGCUAGAGCAGAGCUCCCACAAACCCCAGUCUUACGAAGAGUGCAUUGCUGCCACGGAGGACGAUUGUGGUCAUGUGGCGAAUCCAUCUAGCCCUGAAAACCCACUGCAGAGUGGGACCAAUGCUACACUGCCAGCAGGACAGGGGUUUCGGACUGUGCACAUCACUGUGAGCCCCACACUCACCUGUCCGCGCAUGACAGACCCCACUGAGGAAAAUGACGCAGACGAUGAAGGAGACAUUUGGUACAACCCCAUCCCAGAGGAUGAGGAGCCUGAGCUACCCCAGGGGCUUUGCUCUGUCGCAAGGGGUAAGGACUUGCAAGCUGUCCAUUCCCUGGUCCCAGUCAAUAGCCAGAAGAAAUUGAGUAACGGGGACUCGGGUAAGGGGCUGAGGUCCACCACAGCUAGUAGCUCCCCAAAUUCCUCUCAGAUUCUGGGGGACUGUCAGGCUGUUCCAACCAGCCAGAUAAAUCUUGCGAAUUCUGUACAUUCCACUGAGCGUUUGCAGCUGCACAGGCAGAUGUUUGCGUGCAAACCAGGGAGAGGGGCGGCAAUAGAAGAGAAUCCUGCUCCCAAGCCCAGCGCUGCAGUUACCGGCCCUACAGACGGUACCUACACGUCAGACUUGAGGUUUUCACCCCCUUCCAGCCCAAACCCCUUGAAGAAGGGUGGCUCCAUCAACUGGUCCUUUCCAGACAAGAUUAAAUCCCCCAGAACUGUUAGGAAACUAUCAAUGAAAAUGAAGAAACUGCCAGAGCUCAGUAGGAAGCUGAGUGUGAAAGGGACUUCCAGUAGCAGCCACCCUGAGCCCCAACCAGCCUCUCCCAAAAGCAAUGAGAGCAGCAGCCGGACAGAUUCUGCACAAGGUCCACCACUGUCUCCAGGGAGCAGCACAGCAGCCAGCAGGAAUGUCAUCUCUCGCUACCACCUGGACAGUAGUGUAUCGACCCAACACAGCUACAAGAAGAAGAACGACACAGGAGGCUCCAAGUCAGCCAGUAAGGGGGGCUACCUGAGUGAUGGUGACUCCCCGGAACUGGUGACCAAAUCGGGCAGCAAAGCUGGUAAAAGCAAAGAGCCCCCUACCAACAGUCACAAAGUCCAUGUCACAGAAAUUGACAUUGAUGCCUUCCGGCACUAUAACUUUGCCGACAAGCCUAAAUGCUCGCAGUAUAUAUCUGGACUCAUGAGCGUGCACUUCUACGGAGCCGAGGACCUGAAGCCCCCAAGAAUCGACUCCAGAGAAGUCUACUGUGCCAUUCAGGUGGACUCAGUCAACAAAGCCCGGACUGCUUUGCUGACUUGCAAGACUACGUUUUUGGACAUGGACCACACAUUUAACAUUGAACUAGAGAACGCCCAGCACUUGAAGCUGGUGGUCUUUAGCUGGGAGCCCACACCCAGGAGGAACAGGGUCUGCUGCCACGGGACAGUAGUGCUACCCACGCUCUUCAGGGUCACCAGGACCCACCAGCUGGCUGUGAAACUGGAGCCGAGGGGAAAGAUCUACGUGAAGCUGAACCUAAUGGAGCAGUGGCAGAACUCUCUGGAUAGCCUCAGCAGGGAGCAGGAGCACGCAGUGUUUGGUGUGGAGGCCUGGAAGCUGGUUGAGAAGGAGAAUGCUGGGAUCAUGGUGCCUCUGCUGAUUGAGAAGUGCAUCACGGAGAUUGAGAAUCGAGGCUGUCAGGUUGUUGGAUUGUACCGCCUCUGUGGGUCGGCGGCAGUGAAGAAGGAGCUCCGCGAGGCCUUCGAGAGGGACAGCAAGGCCGUAGAGCUCUCUGAAAACCAGUAUCCCGACAUCAACGUCAUCACAGGUGUUCUCAAGGACUAUUUGAGAGAGCUGCCGUUUCCUCUGAUAACAAAACAGUUGUACGAAGCUGUGCUGGAUGCCAUGGUUAAGAGACCUCUCAGGAUUGGCCCCAGUGGGUGUGAAAAUGAACCGUGCGACUCGGAAUACACAGUCAGUCUCUUGGAGCACUUGCCCGAAGUGGAGAAGGUUACUUUGAGGAUGCUGCUGGAUCACCUGAAGCGAGUGGCGUCCUACCAUGAAGUAAACAAGAUGAACUGCCAGAACCUGGCUGUGUGUUUUGGGCCAGUUUUGCUCAGCCAGCGACAGGAGGCUUCUCACCAUAGCAACCGAGUGUUCAUUGACUCAGAGGAGCUGGCAAGCGCGCUCGACUUCAAGAAACACAUUGAGGUGCUGCAUUACCUUCUGCAGCUCUGGCCAGUGGUAGAUUCAUGCACCAAAGACUGGCUUGUGAGCCACACGUCUGCUGAGCAGCCCGCUAACGCACUCUGUUUGCGGAGGAGGCAGCGGCCACAGCCUUGUAUGCUGGACUUGAGCAGCGUUGAGAUGGCUGGGGUAUUGAGGCCCAGACAGGGGAGGCUGGACAGUUCUAGUAACCGCUACGCCAGGGACUGGAGCACAAUGGGAGAAAGUUACUUCCAGCCCCCGAAGGAAAACACUGCUGCUGAUGAGGCAGAUUACGAUGACGUCCCUUCUGAACAGCCUGAAAGCGAGGAGGAAGUUGAGGAGGAAGGGGGAUCCAAGAUGGAAGGACUUUCUGACCACAUUGUGACCCCUCUAAAACCAGUAUCCAAAGAACACACUUACCAGGCCUACAUGAAAAUCCAGGAGAUCAACCCUGCUCUUAACCACCCUGUGAACCUCAAAGACCUGCAGGAAAGCAUUGACACUUUGAUCGGUAACUUAGAGAGGGAACUCAACAAAAACAAACUUAAUGUUGGGUAUUGAAAGUAGCAGCCCGGCAGGCCUUUUGUGAACAGUUUGUGCUUAUAUAUACCAGAUGAUUGUUUUUGUCCUUCUGGGCAUCUGGGGUUGUCUGACCAAUUUGUAGGCAUUUCGUGACAUUUUUUUCUUUUUUCUUCUUAUUAGAAGAAUUCAUUGACCCUUAGGGGUGUAAAGGUGCCUUAAUUGUGUCAAGGUGGUACUGUGGAGAGCGUGCAGAGCUUUAUAUUAAGGUACAUUUUAAAAUGUAAACCAGUGCACUUAUGAAGCAGAUGUUUGGAGGGUGAAUCUAUUAAAGGAUGUAUUAGCCAUCUUCUCUCUUCAAAUGUUCUGCAGGGACAGGACUCCUUCAUCUUGGGACCUAAUGUUGUUAAAUCUUUUCCUUAUCAAGAAUGUUUGAAAUGCUGCUUGGCCAGUGUGGUAGUUUUAUUUUUUUGUGUAUGUAGAGGGGCAGCAAAAGAAUGAGAGAGAAUUGUUUCUACCGGUUUCACACUUUGGGGAUGGGGGGUGGCAGAGUAUGUUAAUUUAAAAUCUCAUACCUUUAAUAUGCAUUAACAUGGCUGCUAUAAAAGAUUCUUCUAUAGCUUAGGAUUGGUACAAAAAGAAGACAUUCUACCAGUAUCUCUGUAACUGUAUUUAAAUUCAAAGAUCCAAAUGCUAUAGUUUUCUACCCAGUAUAUUUUUGAUAAAGUGUGAACACAAGCUGUUCUUAGUGAUGUACCCACCAGAAGGCCAAAAACUGCCUAUGAAAUUAAUU